AUGUUAUCGCCACGGGCUAAGCUUUAACUAAAACCGACUCUAAGCACUAAUUACAAGAGACUGAUUGUAGCUCUCAGGCUAGUGAGUAAAACUGAAGAUGGACACGUCGAUACACGGGUACCCCCAAGCCACAUCACCACCGCGCCUUCUCACACACCGGACCUCCGAGAGAGAGCACCACAAGGCCACUUCCACUUUCCAUGCUACCCGCUUAAGGUAACCCCUACCUCGCAACCCAACCUCAACCCAACCGGAGCCCAACUCCCAACUCCCAACUCCAACUCUCACCUCACAACACCACAACCCAACCUCCUUCUCAGAGUCAACUCCCUUCCAGCUCACAGUCAUCUCAGCCAACAUCACCAGCACCUCCAGCAAACCACAUCCAGCACACCACCCCCCAAACCACGCCCACCAACAAACCCAGCAAGCACCAUGACCAACAACACGACACCCACCCCCAACAAUCCACCCCCCAACCCCACCCGCCAAAAGAACGCCACAACCAACCUCCACCGCCUCUACAGCGACCUCACCCUCCUACACACUAUCGCCGCGCCCACCAUCGUCCUGCACCCGGCCGACCGCAACCUGACCAACCCCCUACGCGCCCCACUGGUCGGGAUUACCGCGGCCCAGCGGCACGAGGAAGAGCUGGUGGCGGCGGCGGGGGGCAGGUUGGUGAUGCAGGUGGAGAGUGUGGUGGUGGAUGCGGGGGGUGUGUUUGGGUGCGUGAUGGGGUUUUUGAAAGGGGGGGGUGAGGUGUCUUUGUCUUCCCCUUCGGGAUCGGGGUUGGGUGAGGGAUCGGGGUCGGGUGCGGGUGCGGGUGAGGUUGGGGCUGGGAUGAGUCGGUAUGGUGAUGGUUCGGGUUCGGGUUCUGGUCCUGGGGGUGGUGUUGCUGCUUCGUUUGCUAUUGCGGCCGCGGCUGCCACGGCUACUAUGGCUAGCAUGGCUGCUGCGGCUGCCGCCGAGGCUGCCGAGGUUGCUUCUGGCGCUGCGAAGGCUGCUGCUGAUUCUGCUGCUGCGACUGCGGCGACGGCUUUUGCUACUACUGCUGCUGGUUCGGCGGCUGCUGCGGCUACUACUGGCACGGCUGUUUCUACUAGUGUUUCUGCUGAUACGGCUGCUUCUGCGGCUGCUCUUGCUGCUACUUCUGCUAAGGCUGCAGCUGCUACUGCAGCUGCUGUUGAGGCUGUUGUUGCUGGUACUGCUUCUAAGGAGGGGGAGAGGGAGAAGGAGGGGGGGAGGGAGAAGGAGGGGAACGAGGGGAAGAAGGAGGGAGAUAAGGAGGAGGGAGAGAAGAAAGAGGGGACUGACAAGGAGGAGGAGGAGAAGGGUGGUGAGAAGGGCAAAGGGAGCGGGGAGGAAGAUGGAAAUGGGAAACAGAAGGGCGGGAUCGAGAUGCCGUUUUGUGGGCUGUGGAGGUUUGAUGAGACGGGGAAGGCCGUCGAGCACUGGGAGAAUGCUGCUGACCCGGCGGCGCUGGGGCGGUGGUUGAGGGGUGAGUAGAUUGGCGAAUGAGUAGCAGAGGACUCAGAAGUUCUCGGAACGUGCGUCCGUCAGAAUCAGCUAUAUGGGUGAAUUGGGAUGAGUUGAGAAUCAACGCUGCUAGCCCUCACUCAUUGACA
This is a messenger RNA of Chaetomium fimeti, 1628 nucleotides long. RefSeq lists its product as uncharacterized. The coding region runs from base 436 to 1509 and encodes 357 amino acids. The transcript is spliced from 3 exons. Lineage: Eukaryota; Fungi; Ascomycota; Sordariomycetes; Sordariales; Chaetomiaceae. The record is from RefSeq and is a predicted model, not a curated record.